Molecule: messenger RNA, 3530 nt
Organism: Mangifera indica (mango)
Lineage: Eukaryota; Viridiplantae; Streptophyta; Magnoliopsida; Sapindales; Anacardiaceae
Product: protein SUPPRESSOR OF MAX2 1-like
Exons: 4
Coding region: 198-3302 (1034 amino acids)
Molecular function (GO): ATP hydrolysis activity; ATP binding
Source: RefSeq, a predicted model, not a curated record
UUGUACAGUGUGUGUAUAUAUAUAUAUUAAAAAUACUUCCAACUCCUCAAAUUUCCAUAAAUUCUUUCUCUUUCUUCAGAGCACUAUAUAAAUAUAUAAACAAAUUACAAAACAUACACUUUUCAUUCCCAUCUGCUCCUUAACUACUUUUACAGAUUAUAUAGAAAGGAGGAAUUUUUAUUGUUAUAUUGAGGCAAAUGAGAACUGGGUUGAGUACGAUCCAACAGACGUUGACGCCGGAGGCGGCGAGUGUGUUGAACCAUUCUAUAGCGGAAGCUGGUCGCCGGAACCACGGCCAAACGACCCCGCUUCAUGUGGCGGCGACCCUUUUGGCAGCUCCAUCUGGGUUCUUAAGACAAGCGUGUAUAAAGUCUCAUCCCAAUUCGUCUCAUCCCCUUCAGUGCCGGGCUUUGGAGCUCUGUUUUAGCGUGGCCUUGGAUCGUCUCCCCACCGCGCAGAACAUCAGCCCUGGCCUCGACCCUCCAAUUUCCAAUGCUUUAAUGGCCGCUCUCAAACGGGCACAAGCCCAUCAACGCCGUGGAUGUCCCGAGCAACAACAGCAGCCGCUUUUAGCAGUGAAAGUUGAGCUUGAACAGCUUAUAAUUUCCAUUCUCGAUGACCCCAGUGUGAGUAGAGUGAUGCGUGAAGCUAGCUUUUCAAGUCCGGCGGUUAAGGCCACUAUUGAACAAUCCUUAAAUUCAACCCCUUGUUCGGUUUCGGUUUCGAAUUCAAGCUCAAUUGGGUUGGGAUUUAGGCCUAAUCUUAAUAGAAAUUUAUAUGUCAAUCCGCGGUUGCAGCAAGGUGCCGGAGGAGGAGUACAAUCCGGGCAGCAAAGAGGGGAAGAAGUGAAGAGAGUAAUGGAUAUAUUGAUGAGAAGUAAGAAAAAGAAUCCAGUUUUGGUGGGGGAAUCGGAGCCGGAGAUGAUUGUAAAAGAAUUGUUGAUAAAGAUUGAGAGUAACGAAUUAGAUGGGGUGUUGAAGAAUGUUGAGGUGAUUCGUUUGGGGAAAGAUUUCAGUUUCGAGAAGGGCGAUAUUGUGGCGAAGUUGAGAGAAUUGAGUGGGUUAAUUGAGAGCAAGAUGAUUGGAAAUGGAGGGGUGAUUGUGGAUAUGGGUGACUUGAAAUGGCUGGUGGAGCAACAGCUGGGUUUUGGGGUGUCGAAUUUGGGUGCAGUGCAGCACCAGCAAGCGGUGGCAGAGGCGGUGGCGGAGAUGGGGAAGAUGAUGCUAAGAUUCAGCGGUGGUGGCGGCGGAGGGAGGUUGUGGUUGAUUGGAACAGCUACUUGUGAAACAUAUUUAAGGUGUCAAGUUUAUCAUCCUUCAAUGGAAAAUGAUUGGGAUCUGCAAGCUGUUCCUAUUGCUGCCAAAGCAGCUCCAGGGAUGUUCCCCAGGAUUGGGAACAAUGGGAAUGGAAUUCUAAGUAGCUCUGUCGGGUCUUUGUCGCCGUUCAAGGGCUUUCCAGCUGCUACAACAAGGCGGGUCUCGGAGAACAUGGAUCCUGUUCGGAGAAUGAGCUGUUGCCCACAAUGUAUGCAGAAUUAUGAGCAGGAACUGGCAAAAUUAGCCGAAAAAUCCUCUUCGGAAGUUAAAUCAGAAGCAGCAAGGCCAUCGCUGCCACAGUGGUUGCACAACGCAAAAGCUCAUGAUGAUGCUAAAACUGUCGAUCAAACACUGGCUAAAGAUCAAGAUUUGAUCUGGAAGCAAAAAAGCCAAGAACUGCAGAAGAAAUGGAAUGAAACAUGCUUGCAUCUUCAUCCUAACUUCCAUCAACCCGGUUUUGGUAUGGAGAGAAUCGCACCAGCCCCGCCCCCAAUGACAGGCUUAUACAAUCCAAGCCUACUCACACGCCAACCUUUCCAACCAAAGUUACAACUGAAUAGGAAUCUCGGAGAUGCACUACAAUUGAACACAAAUCUGGUCUCUGGCCAUCAAUCUGAUCGUUUAGUUUCUCCUCCAGGUAGCCCUGUGAGGACGGAUCUUGUUCUUGGUCGAUCAAGGGAAAGCACGCCAGAGAAAAUCCAUAAAGAACGUGUCAAAGACUUCUUAGGCUGCAUAUCUUCGGAACCACAGAGUAAGUGCCAUGAAUUGCAGAGUGACAACCUUCCGGACGCAGCAGAUGCUGUCUCGUUCAAAAUGCUUGCCAAAGGUCUGGCGGAGAAAGUAUGGUGGCAAAAAGAAGCAGCUACCGCUGUUGCUACAACUGUCACUCAGUGUAAAUUGGGAAAUGGAAAGAGCAGAGGUGCUGGAUCAAGGGGAGACAUGUGGCUGUUGUUUACUGGUCCUGACAGAGUUGGCAAGAAGAAGAUGGCAUCAGCUCUAUCAGAGCUGGUAUGCAGUGCCAGUCCGAUAAUGAUCUCUCUUGGUUCAAGACGGGAUGAUGGAGACUCUGAUGUUAGAGUUCGAGGUAAAACAACUUUAGAUAGAAUUGGAGAGGCAGUGAAGAGACACCCAUUUUCUGUGAUCUUGCUGGAAGACAUUGAUGAAGCAGAAAUGCUUCUUCGAGGAAGCAUAAAACGCGCAAUGGAGAGGGGCCGACUUAUUGAUUCCCAUGGCCGUGAGAUCAAUCUAGGGAAAGUUAUUUUCAUUCUCACUGCAAAUUGGUUGCCGGAUUCUCUGAAAUUCUUGUCCCAUGGCAUUACCCUCGACGAAAAGAAGCUAGCCAGUUUAGCAAGCGGAGGUUGGCAAUUAAGGCUAUCCCUCUGGGAUAAAACAGUAAAACGCCGACCCAGUUGGCUUCACAAUGAAGAAAGAUCAACAAAAACAAGAAAGGAAACUGGUCUUGGUCUAUCAUUUGAUCUGAAUCAGGCUGCUGAUGUUGGAGAUGAUAAAGCAGACGGAUCACACAAUUCAAGCGACCUCACAAUUGAUCACGAAGAAGAACAUGGCCUUAAUAACAGACUAUUAUUAUCACCCUCAACCUCGCCAGCAUCUCAUGACCUCCUUGACACAGUAGACAGUGCCAUUGUCUUCAAACCCGUGGAUUUCAGCCCCAUCAGACGCAACAUUACAAACUCAAUCACAAAGAAGUUCUCUGCCAUCAUUGGCAGCGGUGUUUCACUCGAAAUCCUUGACGAAGCUCUCGAAAAAAUUGUUGGCGGUAUAUGGUUUGGCAGAACAGGUUUAGAAGAAUGGUUAGACAAAGUCUUGAUCCCUAGCUUGCACCAACUGAAAUCAAGGUUGCCCACCAAUGCUGGAAUGAUAGAUGAAUCUAUGGUCGUUCGGCUUGAAACUGACAACAACUCUGGCAUCCGAAGCCUCGGAGAUUUGCUGCCGAGUGGUAUCAAAGUGGUGGCAGAAGGAUUGUGAUGGUGAUGAAAGGGAUGUUUUGGGUUAGGCAUGUAAAUAUGGGCAACUGUAUUUGGCGGGAAGUGUAAAACAGUUGGGGGUAAAGAGUAAAAAACAGUUAGGAGAGGGAGACAUUGAUAGAGUACCUUUAGGAUCCAGUUAGACCAUGUCUCACCUUUUUUUUAUUGUUAUUAUUAUCAUUAUCAUUAUUUUAUUUCUUUAUAUAAAGAAAUUAUAGUAUUUUAUGUA